Messenger RNA from Trichophyton benhamiae CBS 112371, 1380 nucleotides. RefSeq names its product cytochrome P450 oxidoreductase, putative. The record is from RefSeq and is a predicted model, not a curated record. The coding region runs from base 1 to 1380 and encodes 459 amino acids. The transcript is spliced from 2 exons. Gene Ontology annotation, molecular function: monooxygenase activity; iron ion binding; heme binding. NCBI's taxonomy places the organism in Eukaryota, Fungi, Ascomycota, Eurotiomycetes, Onygenales, Arthrodermataceae.
AUGCUGAACAAGAAGUUAUAUGUGGUUACUUCUGCUGCUUUGGUCUCAACAAUCCAACGUUCUGCAAAGUUUGUCUCAUUUGAACCUUUCUUGAAUGAAGUCGGAGAUUGGCUCGCUGGGGUCAAAGGCGAUGGACUGAAGCUCCUCCAGAAACCUAUUAAAGGUGGUGGAAGCCUCAGUUCGGCGAUGGUGCACGUUAUGGCUACCGCUAUUUCAGGCAGCGGCCUUGAUAAAAUGAACGAUACCAUGAUAUCGUUCCUCCAAGCAUCCAUGGAGGAAUUGUCGACUGCAACUGAAGAUCCCAUUGAUCUAUAUGCAUGGUGCCGGGAUGCAAUAACAACUGCUAGUAGCGAGGCGGUUUGGGGAGCUAAAAAUCCUUUACGGUCUAAGGAAAUGCAGGAUACAUUUUGGUACUUCCAUCAAUUGAUAUAUUCGUGGACUGGCUCGAUGGAGUAUGAAACGAACUUGCUCAUGUUAUAUAUCAAUAUUUUGCCUCAAUUCACAGCAAAGAAGCCUUUCAAGGCACGAGAAAGACUGGUGAAAGAAUUUUUGAAGUUCUACGAAGCAAAUGGACAAUGGGAGGCCUCGGAGUUAUCUCUCGCGAGAUGGCAAAUUCAGCACGAAGCAGGCGCUACUAUUGAAAACAUUUCACGCAUGGAAGUUACCUUGUGCGUUGGUGUUCUCUCGAAUACCGUUCCAACCCUGUUCUGGACCACUUUUGAAAUUUUCUCUCGCCCCGAGCUCUUGUUGAAACUUAGGCAAGAGGUCUGGGAUAAUGCAGUGCAUGUUUCUGUGAGUUCGGAGGGCAACACUGUCCAUACCCUUGAUGUCGCAGACGUACGAAACAAAUGUACCCUUCUCCUUGCUACCUUCCAGGAAGUGCUACGUCUACGGUCCAGCAGCGCCACGAUUCGUACUGUUCUUGAGGAUAUUGAGAUAAAUAACCAGCAUCUACUCAAAAAGGGUUCAAUGCUACAGCUUCCGGCACCGUUUCUCAACCUUGAGGAAUCUACCUGGGGCUCGGAUUCAGCAAACUUUAACCCUUACCGAUUUAUUGAUUGUGAUAAGGAGAAAGUUGGUCGUCUAAGAUCGAAGGGUUACAUGUCUUGGGGUACAUCUCCUCACAUGUGCCCAGGAAGACAUUUUGCAAGUGGGGAGAUUUUACCUGCGGUUGCUAUGUUUUUGGUACGAUAUGAUAUUACACCUGUCGAGGGUAACUGGCAACAUCCUUCGAUAAAUAGAGAGGUGAUAGCAGCAUCGAUUCCUCCACCAAAGGAAAAGUUCCUGGCUCGACUCUCCGAGAGGGAUAAUCGGGAUGCAUUGAAAUGGGAGUUCAGGCCUUCCGCAGAACACGGAAGAUUUAAAUUAGUUACUGGGUAA